Myotis daubentonii (Daubenton's bat) is the source of this 2160-nucleotide messenger RNA. It is a transcript of the gene CCR6, whose product is annotated as C-C motif chemokine receptor 6. The record is from RefSeq and is a predicted model, not a curated record. Gene Ontology annotation, cellular component: external side of plasma membrane; membrane. Lineage: Eukaryota; Metazoa; Chordata; Mammalia; Chiroptera; Vespertilionidae. Gene Ontology annotation, biological process: G protein-coupled receptor signaling pathway; positive regulation of dendritic cell chemotaxis; cell chemotaxis. Gene Ontology annotation, molecular function: C-C chemokine binding; C-C chemokine receptor activity.
AGGCUGCAGAUGGUUAACAUCUGCAUUUGGGCAGAUGGGCGUUGCUUCUAAGUAGGAAGUGGUCUGUCCUCGGGCCAAUGUCAGUCUCUCCCCGAGGUUCCCUCAAUGACCAGGAGCCCCGUCUUGUUCUGAGUCCGGGCGGCCGACGUGGGAGCCUGGAGCGUCGCCGGGCGCGUGGCCGGAACGCCCUGCGGAUCGCGGCGUCGCUAAGGGUCCCUCCUCUCCUGUCACCCCCGUGGGCGGGCCCACGGCUCGGCCGGAACCGGCGGCACCAUGAGUGAGGAGUCAGGGAGCUACCCGGACGCCUACGACGACUACAACGCCACGGCCACGGCGGACUACGCUGCGGACCCCACCGGCCCGUGCGUCCUGAAGGACGUCCGCGACUUCUCCCGGCUCUUCGUGCCCAUCACUUACUCCUUGAUCUGUGUCUUCGGCCUCCUGGGCAACGUCCUGGUGGCGCUCACCUUCGCGUUCUACAAGAAGGCCAAGUCCAUGACCGACGUGUACCUCCUGAACAUGGCCCUGGCCGACAUCCUGUUCGUGCUGACCCUGCCCUUCUGGGCGGCGACGCACGCCACGGGCCAGUGGGCCUUCAGCGGCGCCCUGUGCAAGCUGGUGCGCGGCGUCUACGCCGUCAACUUCCACUGCGGCAUGCUGCUGCUCACCUGCAUCAGCCUGGACCGCUACGUGGCCAUCGUGCAGGCCACGCGGUCCUUCCGCCUGCGCGCCCGGAUGCGGGCGCACCACCGCGCCAUCUGCCUGGCCGUGUGGGCCCUGUCCGUCCUCAUCUCCACCGGGACCUUCAUCUUCAACCAGAAGUACCGGCUGCAGGGCCGGGAGGUGUGCGAGCCCCGGUACCCGGGCGUCUCCGAGCCCCUCCGCUGGAAGCUGCUGCUGCUGGGCCUGCAGCUGCUGUCGGGUUUCUUCAUCCCCCUGCUGUUCAUGACGUUCUGCUACCUGUUCAUCGUCAGGACCCUGCUGCAGGCCCAGAACUCCAAGCGGCACAAGGCCAUCCGUGUGAUCGUCGCCGUGGUCCUCGUGUUCCUGGCCUGUCAGGUCCCUCACAACGUGGUGCUGCUGGUGACGGCCGUGAAGCUGGGCAAGGUGGGCCGGUCCUGCCAGGGCGAGAAGGCGCUGGGCUACCUGGAGACGGGCACCGAGGUGCUGGCCUUCCUGCACUGCUGCCUCAACCCCGUGCUCUACGCCUUCGUGGGCCAGAAGUUCCGGAGCUACUUCCUGAAGAUCGCCAAGGACCUGCUGUGCGUGGGGCGGCGGCGCGUGCCCGGCCUGGCCUGCGCCCGGCUGCACUCGGAGGCCUUCUCCUCCUGGCAGAUCAGCGAGACCGCGGACAACGACAACCCGUCCUCCUUCACCAUGUGACCCGCCCCGGGCGCCACGUGCCGCGCUCACGGCCGCGAGAGGACUCGCGGGAGUGUGUGCGGUGUCUUCCGCGGGGACGGGGACCGCGGUGGCCUUGGGCUGGGGCGGGGGGGGGGGGGCAGGGGGGGGUUCGUGCAGGUAGCGGUUUCCAAAUUUCCUCCACCAGGAACUCUGAUCCUGCCGCCUCUGACGGCCGGCGCCAUGAGGCAGGCUCCGGGCUGCGCGCGUCUCAGGGCAGGGCUGACCAACGGGAGCUCCUGGGAAAUAUUCAUGAACCGGCCCUAGACCCCUGCUCCUUUAGUCAGAGCAAAGCAAUCACACGGUUUGAAAAACCAAGACAGAAAAACAAAAAUGAAUAAAAGCCCUGGUGCCACACAUUCUGGUCAAACACUCCAUCCAGCCGACGCCCGCCGGGCGCCAGGGAGGCCGGAGCGGCAGUGACACCCUGGAGGCGGCGGGCCGAGGGCGGGCCGAGGGCAGCAGGGGAACCAGCCUGAGCGCAGCCGGAAUCGCUGCGGACAGACGGGCGGACAAGGCGCUGGGCGAGCACCAGAGUCGUCACCCGGAUCAGGCGCCUCGGGCUGUGAGGGGCAGGGGAAAGCGGGCGUUCGCUGUGCUUCCCUGGAAGCGGCCCCGCUGGGAGCCGCCAGCCGAGUGUCCGGGGCCUACAGCCGAGGUCCGCGCACAGAGGGCGUCCUAAGUUCCGUUUAGAGGUCAGAGUGAAACGGAGGGGCUGUGCCGCUUACAGUGUGAGGUGUUACAUUUUUUAAAAAUAAA